CUUCACACCCGGACUCCCAUCAUAGAAAUGGCAACGUCGCAAUCCAACCAUCAAGAUGAGGCACAGGCGCCUCCUUACCCCUCCUACGAGGAGAUUCGGAGUGAUAUUUCACUUGUUCAGCCCACUGUCGAUGGCACCCCUGUAUCGAAGAUGCCACUUUACGAGCCCAAGGUUUCGUCAAUCACCGUAUCUGUCUGGGACCUUGACCUUUGGGAGAAUGAUUGGCUCGACGAACAUGACCAACACUCCUCGCCAAGUGGAGGUGAGGGUGAGCCAAACGCUCGGUAUGGGCGACUACCCGAUCUCGGACUAGAAGGUGGAGAAAGAGAAGAGGAGGAGGAAGAGGAUGAAGACUAUGAUCCAAAUAUACAGCUGUUGAUAUGCUGUGGCGAAAUACGACCACAUGGGAAAGAUGUGAAAUUGGUGGUAAAGCCUGCUACUGGAGGAGAGGGGUUUGUCACUGUUCACGACUAUGUAUCAGCAUUGCACCCUUGGCUCAUGAACAUGAAGGAAGACAUAGUGAAUGCUAAAGGUGUACUAGACCAGCCUGUGCCACCGGUGACGGAACUACUUGUUGAUUGUACUCCACUGGAGCAUGUAGUUAUUAACUAGCGCAACACAAUUUUCUUCCCCUGGCUGAAGAAUAUAC
Molecule: messenger RNA, 649 nt
Organism: Pseudogymnoascus verrucosus
Lineage: Eukaryota; Fungi; Ascomycota; Leotiomycetes; Thelebolales; Thelebolaceae
Exons: 1
Coding region: 28-612 (194 amino acids)
Source: RefSeq, a predicted model, not a curated record